Molecule: messenger RNA, 2792 nt
Organism: Morus notabilis
Lineage: Eukaryota; Viridiplantae; Streptophyta; Magnoliopsida; Rosales; Moraceae
Product: pentatricopeptide repeat-containing protein At2g37230
Exons: 1
Coding region: 97-2403 (768 amino acids)
Molecular function (GO): protein binding
Source: RefSeq, a predicted model, not a curated record
CGAGUUAAACCCUAACGAGUCACUGCCAGUGACUACCCUUUCCUUCCAGCUCAUCUUAAACCCAUUUCUGAAUUCUGAUUCUUCGCUUAAACGUCAAUGGCGUUCUUCGCUUUAUCCAAGCGCUGGCAAUGGCGGGCAAGGGCGCUCCCCAACCUUCCCCGAAUCUCCCACAACCCUUCCUCGAUCCAUCACCUCCGUCUCUUCACCGCGAGCCAAGAAGGAGAAGAAGACCCAGCUCCGACAACGGAAAAAUCCCCAGACCCAGUUCCAAAUCCCGACUGUCCUCCCUCCGAGAGUCCGAACCCACCAAAAAGCCGGCCCGAAAACACCGCGAUCCAGAGAACCCCACGAGGUAAGAGUCGAAACCCAGAAAAGAUAGAGGAUAUUAUCUGUAGAAUGAUGGCAAACCGGGCGUGGACGACCCGUUUGCAAAACUCGAUCCGGAGAUUGGUCCCGCAGUUCGACCAUUCCCUAGUUUGGAACGUUUUGCACGGCGCUCGGAACUCCGACCACGCCCUUCAGUUCUUCAGGUGGGUCGAGCGAUCCGGAUUGUUCAAUCACGAUCGCGAGACCCAUUUGAAGAUCAUCGAGAUUCUCACCCGAGCUUCGAAGCUCAACCAUGCCCGGUGCAUUCUCCUGGACAUGCCCAAGAAGAGCGUGCAAUGGGAUGAGGACCUUUUUGUUUUGUUCAUUGAUGGUUAUGGAAAAGCUGGGAUUGUUCAGGAGUCUGUAAGAAUGUUUAACAAAAUGAAGGAGUUGGGUGUGGAGAGGAGUGUUAAGUCUUAUGAUGCUUUGUUUAAGGUUAUUUUGCGAAGGGGAAGAUAUAUGAUGGCUAAAAGGUAUUUUAAUGCGAUGAUAAAUGAAGGCAUAGAGCCUACUAAACAUACUUAUAAUAUCAUGCUUUGGGGUUUCUUUCUCUCGUUGAGAUUGGAGACUGCGAAGCGGUUUUACGAGGAUAUGAAGAAUAGGGGAGUUUGGCCUGAUGUUGUCACGUAUAACACGAUGAUUAAUGGGUAUAAUCGGUUCAAAAUGAUGGAUGAGGCUGAGAAGAUGUUUGUGGAGAUGAAGGGGAGGAAUAUAGCUCCUACGGUUAUAAGUUAUACCACGAUGAUAAAGGGGUAUGUGUCGAUUGGGCGAGUUGACGAUGGAUUGAGAUUGUUUGAGGAGAUGAAGUCUUUUGGUAUCAAGCCGAACGCUGUCACGUACACGACGUUGUUGCCUGGGCUUUGUGAUGCGGAGAAAAUGUCCGAGGCUCGAACUAUGUUGAAGGAGAUGGUGGACAGAUAUAUUGCUCCCAAGGAUAAUUCCAUCUUCUUGAGAUUAUUGUCUAGCCAGUGCAAGGUGGGCGAUUUAGAUGCGGCUGCAGAUGUUCUUAAGGCAAUGAUUCGGCUGAGCAUUCCAACGGAGGCUGGUCACUAUGGCAUCCUCAUUGAGAACUUUUGCAAGGCUGCGGUGUAUGACAGGGCAGUUAAGCUGUUAGAUAAACUUAUUGAGAAAGAAAUUGUACUAAGGCCUCAGAGUUCCACAGAGAUGGAGGCUAGUGCUUAUAAUGCAAUGAUUCAGUUCCUGUGCAACCAUGGGCAGACAGGGAAAGCUGAAAUCUUUUUCCGGCAGUUGAUGAAAAAGGGUGUUCAAGAUCCUGUUGCCUUUAACAAUUUGAUCCGUGGUCAUUCCAAGGAAGGCAAUCCUGAUUCGGCUUUCGAGAUUUUGAAGAUCAUGGGUAGGAGAGGGGUAGCUAGAGAUGCAGAUUCUUAUAGAUUGCUUAUCAAGAGCUACUUAAGUAAAGGCGAGCCUGCUGAUGCUAAAACAGCUUUGGAUAGCAUGAUUGAAAAUGACCAUCUUCCGGAGUCAUCAUUAUUCAGGUCAGUAAUGGAGAGUCUGUAUGAAGAUGGAAGGGCUCAAACUGCAAGUAGGGUCAUGAAGAGUAUGAUCGAGAAGGGCGUGAAAGAGAAUAUGGACUUGGUUGCUAAGAUUUUGGAAGCCCUUCUCGUGAGAGGUCAUGUUGAGGAAGCAUUAGGAAGGAUCGAUCUGCUUAUGCAAAGCGGGUGUGCGCCAAACUUUGAUAGUCUUUUGUCUGUUCUUUGUGAGAAAGGGAAGACAAUCGCGGCUCUCAAGCUGUUAGAUUUUUGCCUUGAGAGGGAUUAUGUUGUAGAUUUUUCGAGCUAUGAUAAGGUGUUGGAUGCUCUUUUAGCAGCAGGAAAAACUCUCAAUGCAUAUUCAAUAUUAUGCAAAAUAAUGGGGAAAGGAGGAGUUACCGACUGGAGUGGCUGCGAAGAUCUUAUCAAGAGCCUUAAUAAGGAGGGAAAUACAAAGCAAGCAGAUAUUAUUUCUAGAAUGAUAAAGGGAGGACAAGAAGCCAGUGGGAGCAGAAAAGGGAAGCGAAAAGCCUCCCUCAGUGCCUGAUUUGUUCUCUUCACUUUUUCUUGAACUAGAAUUCUGCGAAUACCAUUGGAGUUGCAUUUAGUCAAAAACUGGAGCUGAACGAACUCCAGAAUAUUCUGUUAUUUUUUUUCAAGCACAGGGUUGUAGUUCCUUAAAUUUGAAGUUUUUUUAGUUUUAUUUGUCAGGUUUCAGUUUUGGCAAGGGAGAGAAUAAGAGGACUUGAUUUUGUUUUUGCUGGUUAUACUAUUUGAUGGAACUUCCAUCCAAAGUUAGCAUCCAAAACCAGAUAUGGCUUCCGACCCUUUAGACAAUGUUUGGGCGUUUAUUUCUUGGACGGCGUAAAUAUACAAUUUGGGUUUUUGUUGUAAUUAGACUUGAGUUUGCUCAUAAAUUUAAUCUUACAGACUUGA